Messenger RNA from Tachysurus fulvidraco (yellow catfish), 2337 nucleotides. RefSeq names its product nuclear transcription factor Y, alpha (gene nfya). Gene Ontology annotation, biological process: regulation of transcription by RNA polymerase II. Gene Ontology annotation, cellular component: CCAAT-binding factor complex. The transcript has 9 exons. Lineage: Eukaryota; Metazoa; Chordata; Actinopteri; Siluriformes; Bagridae. Gene Ontology annotation, molecular function: DNA-binding transcription factor activity, RNA polymerase II-specific; RNA polymerase II cis-regulatory region sequence-specific DNA binding. The coding region runs from base 342 to 1367 and encodes 341 amino acids. The record is from RefSeq and is a predicted model, not a curated record.
GUUCUGGCUUCGUGUUCAGUGCUGGAGACCAAAUAAAAACAUCUGGUGCUCUGAAAGCUUUUACAGAUGCAGCUUGGGUGGAAAUGAUCAUCACUGAAUUCAGUUUAAACACCUUUAUAUCAGAUGAACUAACAUUUUCACCUGGCAGGUGGCAGACACAUGGCAGGUCUGUCUAUGUUACUGGUGUGUUGUUGUGGUAGAAGACCAAGAUCUGAUUUAAAAAACGCAUCCCAAUUCUAUCUGCUGGAUAUCUUCUAGUCUGCCCAUUGUGUGGAGUAUACAGGCUUUAUUUCCAGCAGGAUCUCUGUACAGUGUAUCGUUGAGCUGAUUAGACACUAAGCAUGGAGCAGUUCACCGAGACAACGAGUAGUGGAGAGCAGAUUGUGGUGCAGACGUCUGGUGGAGCAGUGCAGCAACAGAGCACAGUGACUGCAGUGCAGCUGCAGGCUGACGGCCAGGUGGAUGCGGGGGCGACCCAGCAGGUGCAGACUCUCCAGGUUCAAGGGCAGCCAUUAAUGGUGCAGGUUAGUGGGGGUCAACUCAUUACCCCUUCUGGGCAGCCCAUAAUGGUGCAGGCGAUGCCAGGGGGACAGACGCAGACGAUCAUGCAGCUACCGGUGACAGGCUCGCAGGGUCUUCAGCAGAUCCAGCUUGUGCAACCAGGGCAGAUUCAGCUCUCAGGAGGUCAAACACUACAGGUACAAACCGCACAGGGACAGACGCAGCAGAUCAUCAUCCAGCAACCACAGACUGCGGUAACUGCAGGACAGAACCAGCCUCAGCAGAUAACUGUGCAGGGUCAGCAGGCUCAGACGGCAGAGGGUCAGACCAUCCUAUAUCAGCCAGUCAACGCUGAUGGAACCAUCCUCCAGCAAGGUAUGAUCACUAUUCCAGCUGCCAGUUUAGCAGGAGGUCAGAUCAUCCAGACGGGCUCCAACACGAGUGGCACUGGGGGUCAGGGCACUGUGACUGUCGCUGUUCCCGUCACGGGAAAUGUGGUUAACGCUGGAGGAAUGGUCAUGAUGGUCCAAAGCGGUGGCUCGGUCCCAACCAUGCAGCGUAUCCCUCUCCCAGGAGCAGAGAUGCUGGAGGAGGAGCCGCUGUACGUCAACGCUAAGCAGUACCACCGCAUUCUGAAGAGACGCCAGGCUCGCGCCAAGCUGGAGGCUGAGGGCAAAAUCCCCAAAGAGAGGAGGAAAUAUCUGCACGAGUCUCGUCAUCGGCACGCCAUGGCACGGAAGCGCGGUGAUGGCGGCCGCUUCUUUUCGGGGAAGGAGAAGGACGAGAUGUGCAUGCAGGUGAGCGGGAGGCUCCAGAUAAAUCCCAACACUGAAUGGACUGCCAUGUCUGCCCAACCCCUGGAAUAAUAUCUGCAAGCUUUUUAGCAAUACACGCUCUUCUUUUCAAGCAAAAAAGACUGCAUGUGUGUAUGUCUGUGUGUACAUGUCCGUUUGUGUGUGUGUGUGUGUGGGGGGCGGGGGGGUGUUUUAAUGCUUUAAUGCUUUUUUUAUGCAUGCAUCUUUUGUUUUUUAUUGCUAAGACCAUGACUUGAUGCCGUUACUGUACAACAAAACAAACUGCGCCGAAGCGGCUGUGGGACAUCUCAUAUCCUAGUUUGUGAAUAACUGCUUUUAUGCAUUCGGUUGGAUCUGAGCAGUGACCGAACGUGAUGCCGUGAUGUUCUCCUACUUAGAUAAGAAGGGCUGUAAUUUAUGCAAGCAAAUAUAUUCAUUUGCUUGAUUAAUUUUGCAAUGAAUAAAUACAAUAAAUACACUGUAAAUAUUUUCAGCACUUAUAGUCACCGUUUCAGCCGAAACUAAACACUGAGUUCUGUUGAACUGCUUCAUAUACAGCCGUAUGCAGCAAACACAUUUUAAACCUGUCCUUAUUUUUUGCCCCGAUAUUAAUAGUGCAAGUUCUUUAGCUGAUAGACUUUAGACAUUAUACUGGAUUUUAUUCUGACUUCACUUAAUCUCAGUAAAGUCAGUAUUAUAAAUUUCAUCCUUAUGAUUUGGGAUUAUUUACAAUAAACUUGCACGUUCCUCAUUCAAGCUUCAUUGUGCUUCAGGAACAUUUUAUAUUAUUUUGCAUUCACCGUAACGUGUUUAUUUUUGUGUGUGCCGUCUGCCUGGCUUGUCUGUAUCUGUAUCCCUGCUGCUUUCUGAGCUCUACGUCGUCGCUUAAUUGUUUGUCAGAAGAUAUUUAACUGUUGAAAUGUUUCAGAAAUCAAUGUUGUAUAAAACAAACUGUUUUGUCACAUUUAUAUUCCUGCUGUUUUCAUGUACUGUUUUCUUCGGUUCCUUUUUUUUUUUAUUCGCAAAUAAACACGUAUUUUGA